UGUUCAGGGAAGAAUUUCAUGGACUCCUGCUGAUUUUAUGGCUCAAAAUGUAGAUGAUGCAUCUCAUAUCGUGAACAAGCUUGAAGAGAAAGAUAUCCUUAUUAUAUCAAACGUUUUCAAGAAUACAACAGCGGCCCAAGCUGAAGGUGGUAAUGAGUUGCAUGUUCAUCCGAGUGCAUCAAGACAGCAACCCCCAGACAGACCCAGAAUGACAGGGAGAAGACCCAGAACUAACACCAGAUCAGGUUCAGGUUCGGGAUCGGAGGAACCGCACGCCAACCACAAUGGAGACACUGCCACUUCUAUGGUGUAUCUCAACAUGAGUAGCGAAGAGAGAUACAUUGACACACCCACACAGGUGAGGGUUCAAACGCGACCAUCAAACGGUUCAUCACAAGAAACAAACCUUUAUAACGACCCUUCCUCCGUGCACGAGCGUCAGCAAUCUGAAAUAGAGAUGCAGUUCCCCUCACAUACUGUAGUCAUCCCAGAGGAUAACGUGAGUGAAGUUUCGAAGGAGAUGCAAAUACAAUCAGACACAGCUAAACCUACCAUCGUUCGUUUCCAGAGGGAACAGGAGAAAACCACUUGCGAAGACUACAUGGAUCUUCCAGGACCUCACUCUGUCAUUUUACUUUUUAUAUUUUUAGGGAUCGCCUUUGUAACGGGAGUUUUGACAAUGGUCAUAUACACAGCGGUGGAUCCUGUAAACGAGGGAGCCACAGUUAAAGUCCUCUGCCUCAUGAUAAUCAUCCCUGUUUUCUUCUUCUCUGUCACGUGUGGUUUGAACUGUUAUGGGUGGUAUCUGGGACACAAACUGGAGUCGGAGGCCUGAUACAGCUGAAUUAUACUCCUAAUUGGUUGUGAAGCUCGGUACUACAAAGUGUUUUCAUUGUUUAAUUGAUACUCCUGCUGGAAUAUGAUUUGUCAACUGCAGAGACUACAUGGGAUAAACUUGAUGUGACCAAAGAGGGAUUCAAGCGUUUUUGUAUAACAUCAGAUUUAUUUUAGACCAGAUAUUGUAAUGACAGAUGCAAUGAGUAGCAAUUUUCCAAUUAAGUUGUAAUUUAGUCGACAUACUGGAUGUCCCGGAUGGAAAUACUCCGGACAAUUAGCAUAGUCCUUCAUAGUCAUGUCGGCUUGUAAACAUCAAAGAGUCUUAAAGUAUUCUGAAAGGCACUGAUGUAAUGAUCUCGCACAAGCUAAGGCCACAUUGGAACCAGAUUUAAAUUUCCGUCCUCAACUUUCAAUUUAUUAUUAUAUUAUGCAUCUAAUAUUGUAUUAUCUUAGUUGCGGUCAAAUAAAAGUUUUAAUUAAUCAGACUCUACUUUAUGCUCAUUUGCUGGUCGGAGCCAAAAACGUGUCUGUAGGUAAAUGAGUGAUAACAGGGCAUAAUAUAAACCAAGUUGCUCACUAAUUAAGCCAGUCACUCCAGAGUCCUGUGUUAGAGACAAGAUUAUUGGUUCAAUUUCCGUCUCGUGCUGGCAAACCAUUUACCCCACCAGGCACGGCCGCACGGGAAGGGAACUUCUUUAACCAUGCCGGUCACGGGUCGAGGUUAGACCACAUAGCGAUCAGUCCAUAAUCACAGAUGCAUCUGUUUGAGUGUUCCUUCAUCACAGAUGCAUCUGUUUGAGUGUUCCUUUAAAAUUUAUCCUGAUGCUUGCAGAUUGUUCUCGUACUAGAUAAACAUUUUUACAGCGAUUUAAAACAUAAUUUGGGUCUAGUAAUGCUAAUUAAUGCUUAUUGUCAAGGACUAGUGGAUUUUAGACUUGUAAUCUUCUCUAGUGAAAGAUCUUGAGAGAGUCUAACUAAAAAUUGAAAUAAGACAAGAGCUCUAGAACUAACGGCGUAAUAUACGCAUUGUAAUCUCAUAAUGCAAUCUUUACCAGAUAUAAUAUCAUAUUAUGAAACGUAAAUUCUGAUCCAAGAAGAGUAUAAUAGCAGAAGGUAAACCUUUAAAUCUGGCUUGAGAGAUCCGCUCAGCAUAAUAUGUGACGACAUCUUACCGCUCUCUUUUAUUAAGCAGAUUAUUAAUUUGUGAAAGCUGGACAGCUCAUGUUGAAGAUGGUAUUUGCGAGUGUUGGUUUAUUUUCUGUAGAGUAUCAAGAGCUCUUCAUAUUUUACUUUUUAAUGUCAGGCUGGCGUCUUGUUUCUAUGUCAAUACGAUAACUGUACCUGCUACCUACAAAUAAUGGUUUUUGCAGAUUUCAUUGAAAAUUGUCUAAUGUCUAUCAACAAAGGGCAGGUGUUACGUCGUGAAAUUACCUCAUAUCACACUCUUACUGAUUUAAGGUUUUUGUUCUUUACAUUCAAUCUAGUAUAUUCGAUUACUUUUUCAAAAUUUCAGUUUGCCCGCUUCACUGAUAAAACAUUAACGUUCAAGUCGUCAACACAUUGAGUCACAAUAGAUGUAGUAGUUAUAAUAGUGGUAGUAAAUA
Molecule: messenger RNA, 2441 nt
Organism: Bolinopsis microptera
Lineage: Eukaryota; Metazoa; Ctenophora; Tentaculata; Lobata; Bolinopsidae
Exons: 6
Coding region: 38-835 (265 amino acids)
Source: RefSeq, a predicted model, not a curated record